UUCAGUACUUGCAUCUGCAUCUUCAGCUAUGGAUCACAAACUCCUUUCAUCCUUUACUUUUGUCCUCAUUUUUAUCAUGUACUUGUUUCGCUUUGCUUCCCCAUUUCCCUCUGCAUAUGGCCAACUUGAUUACAACUUUUAUGACAGCUCAUGCCCCCGCUUGCAAAUGAUUGUUAGAUAUGGUGUUUGGGCAGCUGUAAAUAAUGACACUAGGAUGGCUGCAUCCCUCCUUCGGUUGCACUUUCAUGAUUGUUUCGUAAAUGGCUGUGAUGCCUCAAUACUUCUUGAUGAUACAGUAGAUUCAAAGGGGGAGAAGAAUGCUUUUCCAAACCGUAAUUCUGUUAGAGGUUAUGAAGUCAUUGAUAAUAUAAAAGCAGAUGUUGAAAGAGCCUGCCCAUCAACUGUUUCAUGCGUUGAUAUAUUGACCCUAGCAGCAAGGGAAGCUGUUGUCAUGGCUGGAGGCCCUUCCUGGCCAGUUGCAUUAGGUCGUCAGGACGGAUUAACUGCUAGUAUGCAGGCAGCUAAUGAACAGUUGCCAUCACCAUUUGAGCCUCUGGAAAACAUCACUGCUAAGUUCACAUCGAAGGGUCUUGACCUUAAGGAUGUUGUCGUCUUGUCAGGAGGCCACACCAUAGGUUUUGCUCAGUGUUUUACCUUCAAGAGAAGACUUUAUGAUUUCAAAGGCUCCGGAAAGCCAGAUCCUACCCUCGAUGCUUCAGCCCUUGCAAACUUGCAAGAUCUGUGUCCAAAUAAAGACUCCUCCAACACCAUCCUUGCUCCUCUUGAUCCUGUAAGCGUUUACAAAUUCGACAAUGUGUAUUACAGCAACCUUAUCAACAAUGUAGGACUACUUGAAUCUGAUCAAGCUCUAAUGAGGGAUCCAAAAACAGCCGCAUUGGUCAAUUCUUAUAGCAGAAAUCCUUAUCUCUUCUCAAAUGAUUUUGCAACAUCAAUGAUGAAACUUGGAAACCUUGGGAUAUUAACAGGAAACAAGGGGCAAAUUAGAAAGAAAUGUGGGUCUGUGAACUAAAUUGGCACUAUAAUCUUGCCUGCUAGAUGUAAAUUUUGUACAUCUUCACAUAAUAAUAACCGUAGUUAUCUUGUACUCUUACCACCCUUAUAUAAACAAUCCAGAAUUGU
This is a messenger RNA of Rubroshorea leprosula, 1140 nucleotides long. The record is from the annotation of a GenBank genome assembly. NCBI's taxonomy places the organism in Eukaryota, Viridiplantae, Streptophyta, Magnoliopsida, Malvales, Dipterocarpaceae.